Linum trigynum is the source of this 974-nucleotide messenger RNA. NCBI's taxonomy places the organism in Eukaryota, Viridiplantae, Streptophyta, Magnoliopsida, Malpighiales, Linaceae. The record is from the annotation of a GenBank genome assembly.
CGGAGCGGGUGAACGCCUUACUGGAGGUGUACUUGAAGCACUAUGUGAGUGCUAACUAGCGAGGUUGGGUGAAGUUGAUGGAUACGACACAAUUCUCCUACAACUUGCACCACAGCGAGUCGACCAACACGAGUCCAUUCGAGUUGGCGAAGGGGUAGCAACCAUUGAUGCCUACGACGGUGGCAACGGGGUAUAGAGGGAACAGUCUGACAUCCAACAAGUUUGCUAAGGCUGGCAGAGAAGAUGGAGAUGACCAAGUCUUAGUUAGCCCGCGCUAGUAAGAAGAUGAAUAAAUGGGUGGACAAGAAGAGCGACACCUUGAGUUUGAAGAGGAAGACAUGGUAAUGGUAAAGUUCUACCCUCUUCGCUUCAAGCAUCUCAAGAACGUGCACAAGGGACUGCUUCGCCGCUAUGAAGGGUCAUUCUCCAUCGUGAAGAGGAUUCGCAAGGUGGCGUACAAGGUGGAUAUGUCGUCGCACUUGGAGAUCCAUCUGGUCUUUCACAGGAGCCAACUCAGGCUUUCAACGAAGACAAAGAGGACGAGUAAGGGACGGAGUCACAUCGCACACCAACACUCGUCACCAAGACACACGACCAUGAAGAAGAGAUCAUGGCGCGUCGUGUCAUUCCUCAUCGUAGCAUUCAAUCUAGUUAUGUGGAGUACUUGGUCAAGUGGCACAAUCUUCUGCAGAGCGAAGCUAGUUGGGAGAACGAGCUCACACUUUGGAAGAACAAAGACUUGAUCAAGACUUUCCCUCAAGAGGAUGGGACGAGGGCGUCGUGAGCAUAAGUGGGGGAGGAUGCCACAUGUGGCAGAUGACAUGGAGCCAACUAGGUGACAACAUGGUGUGCACAUGUGGCGUGUAUGGAUUACUAGAAGUAUAGAGAUGCUUCUAGGAUUCUCUCAACCUUUAUGAGCAUUAUGGUGCACUUAUGGGCCACAUUAUGGGUGGUAUUAAAGAAUGCAUGAUGGG